GCCUUAGACCUUUGCUUCUGGGUUCCCUGGAGAACCCCCAGCAGUUUCGAUAUCAUUUUCUCGAUACCACCUAGUCUACAACAGCUGCGGUGUGCAAGAUGGCACUCCCGAAAAGAAUCAUCAAGGAGACCGAGCGUCUGAUGGCUGAGCCAGUGCAGGGUAUUAGUGCCGUUCCUCAUGAGGACAACCUUCGCUACUUCGACGUUGUCAUCCACGGUCCCUCCCAGUCUCCAUACGAAGGUGGCAUCUUUAAGCUCGAGCUUUUCCUGCCGGACGAUUAUCCCAUGACUCCACCGAAGAUCCGCUUCCUCACCAAGAUCUACCACCCAAAUAUUGACAGGCUGGGCCGUAUCUGCUUGGACGUGUUGAAGAGCAACUGGUCUCCUGCCCUCCAGAUCCGGACCAUCCUUUUGUCCAUUCAAGCUCUCUUGGGGGCCCCGAACCCAGACGACCCGCUUGCGAACGACGUCGCCCAACACUGGAAAGAGGACGAGAAGGCAGCUAUUGAAACGGCUCGCCAGUGGACCAAGGAAUACGCGAAGCCGUAGGGCUGAGCGCCCAGGCCCACAACAGCUGGGUUAUGUUGAGAUAUGUCUCGCAUUCCUGAUAUGCCACAACCUUAUUUCGGAUACGGCGUUAUGACGACAUGGAAA
This is a messenger RNA of Lindgomyces ingoldianus, 653 nucleotides long. RefSeq names its product putative ubiquitin-conjugating enzyme E2. The transcript is spliced from 4 exons. Gene Ontology annotation, cellular component: nucleus. Gene Ontology annotation, biological process: protein K63-linked ubiquitination; DNA damage tolerance. The record is from RefSeq and is a predicted model, not a curated record. Gene Ontology annotation, molecular function: ubiquitin conjugating enzyme activity. The coding region runs from base 99 to 548 and encodes 149 amino acids. Lineage: Eukaryota; Fungi; Ascomycota; Dothideomycetes; Pleosporales; Lindgomycetaceae.